Messenger RNA from Chaetura pelagica (chimney swift), 2685 nucleotides. RefSeq names its product retinoblastoma 1 (gene RB1). NCBI's taxonomy places the organism in Eukaryota, Metazoa, Chordata, Aves, Apodiformes, Apodidae. The record is from RefSeq and is a predicted model, not a curated record. Gene Ontology annotation, biological process: neuron projection development; regulation of transcription by RNA polymerase II; cell differentiation. Gene Ontology annotation, cellular component: Rb-E2F complex; chromatin; nucleus. Gene Ontology annotation, molecular function: RNA polymerase II transcription regulatory region sequence-specific DNA binding. The transcript has 27 exons. Bases 1 to 2685 code for a protein of 894 amino acids.
AUGCUCGAGGUACUCCUGAAGUGGAGCUAUCACUUCAGUCCAUCUCGUGCUCCAAACGGUGCUCCAGCGUGGGGGAGCUGGAGGGAGAAGGCGUGGGAGACCUACGAGAGCCUGUCGGCUGCGGACGGAGCUCUGGCUUAUGACAAAAAGAAAAAGGAAACAUGGGGAGUCUGUAUCUUUAUUGUAGCUAUUGAUCUGGAUGACGUGACAUUCACUUUCACAGAGCUUCUGAAAAGUAUAAACAUAAGUGUAUGUGCAUUUUUUCAGUUUCUGAAAGAGGUGGAUGUUAACAUGGAUACUGUAAGCACUAAAGUUGAUAGCACUGUAUCAAGGCUGAAAAAGAAAUAUGAUGUAUUACUUGCACUAUACCACAAGUUUGAAAGGACUUGUGGCCUUAUUUAUCUGGAACAACCUAGUAGUGAGAUUUCUGCUGAACUCAGUUCUGUAUUAGUCCUAAAAAAUUAUUGGAUUACUUUUUUGCUGGCAAAAGGUAAAGUGUUGCAAGUGGAAGAUGACCUGGUGAUUUCUUUCCAUUUGUUGCUGUGUGUCUUAGAUUAUUUUAUCAAGUUGUCACCUCCUGCUAUGCUCAAGGAACCAUACAAGUCUGCUGUGACUGCAGUGACUGUUAAUGGUUCAGCUCGAACUCCAAGAAGAGGUCAGAACAGGAAUACACGUACUGCAAAGCAAAUUGAUACUGAUACAAAAGUUAUUGAAGUCCUUUGUAAAGAGCAUGGUUGUAAUUUAGAUGAGGUCAAAAAUGUAUAUUUCACAAACUUUAUUCCUUUCUUGAAUUCUAUUGGUAUUGGAACUUCAAAUGGGCUACUGGAGGUUGAAGUUCUCUCAAAACAGUAUGAAGAGCUGUAUCUCAACAGCAAAGAUAUAGAUGCAAGAUUAUUUCUGGAUCAUGAUGAAACUCUACAGCCUGAUGUUAUAGCAUGCUCACAGUUGGAGAGGACACCACUAAAAAACAAUCCGGAUGAGGAACCUAAUCUUACACUUCCACAGACUCCUGUUCGAGCUGCAAUGAAUAACAUUCAGCAAUUGAUUAUGAUUUUAAAUUCAGCAACUGAUAAACCGUCAGAUACUCUCAUCGUGUAUUUCAAUAACUGCACAGUAAACCCUAAGGAUAGUAUUCUGAAAAGAGUGGAAAGUUUUCACCACAUCUUCAAAAAGAAAUUUGCUGAAGCUGUUGGACAGGGAUGUGCUGAGAUUGGCUCACAGCGAUACAAGCUCGGAGUACGUCUGUAUUACAGAGUAAUGGAGUCUAUGCUUAAGUCGGAGGAAGAGCGCCUCUCAGUGCAGAAUUUCAGCACACUUCUGAAUGAUAACAUCUUCCAUACAUCUCUUCUGGCAUGUGCUGUUGAGGUUGUCAUGGCUACAUAUGUCAGAAAUACUUCACAGAGUGAUGGUACCAGUGCUGAAACAAACUUGUCUUUCCCAUGGAUUCUCAAUGUAUUUGAUUUAAAAGCUUUUGACUUCUACAAGGUGAUUGAAAGCUUUAUUAAAGCAGAACCAAGCCUAACAAGGGAAAUGAUAAGGCAUCUGCAAUGCUGUGAACAUCAAAUUAUGGAGUCUCUUGCUUGGCAAUCUGGGUCACCUGUGUUUGAUCUUAUCAAGCUGUCAAAGGAGCGAGAAGGCCAGACUGAUCAGCCUGAGCCCACUUCCACCCUCAAUCUGCCUCUCCAGCACAACCACACUGCAGCAGACCUGUAUCUUUCUCCUGUGAGAUCUCCUAAGAAGAAAGCAUCUGGCCCUUCGCCAAGUGCUACUUCCACUCCAGAUGCUCAGCCAACACAGACUCCCCCAACACAGAAACCACAGAAAUCUACCUCCCUCUCUCUGUUCUACAAAAAAGUGUACAUACUGGCCUAUCUUCGACUCCGUACCCUCUUCUCUCGGCUUCUCUCUGAUCAUCCUGCCCUGGAACCCUUGAUCUGGACCCUCUUCCAGCACACACUGCAAAAUGAGUAUGAACUUAUGAGAGACAGGCACUUGGACCAGAUCAUGAUGUGUUGCAUGUAUGGCAUAUGCAAAGUAAAGAAUAUAGAUCUCAGAUUUAAAACAAUAGUUUCGGCAUACAAGGAGCUUCCCAACACAAAUCAAGAGACUUUCAAACGUGUUCUUAUCAGGGAAGAGCAGUAUGACUCCAUUAUAGUCUUCUACAACCUAGUGUUUAUGCAGAAGCUGAAAACAAACAUUUUACAGUAUGCCUCCAACAGGCCUCCCACUCUGUCCCCCAUCCCACACAUUCCUCGCAGCCCCUACCAGUUUUCCAACUCUCCUCGGCGUGUCCCUGCUGGCAACAACAUCUACAUCUCACCCUUGAACAGCCCGUACAAGUUCUCCGAUGGGUUUCAGUCACCAACAAAGAUGACUCCAAGGUCCAGGAUUUUGGUGUCGAUUGGCGAAUCAUUUGGGACUUCUGAGAAGUUUCAAAAAAUCAACCAGAUGGUGUGCAGCAGUGACUGCCAGCUGAAGCGCAGCGCAGAGGGAAGUGCUGCUCCGAAGCCGCUGAAGAGGCUGCGCUUCGACAUAGAAGGGCAAGACGAAGCAGAUGGAAGCAAACACCUACCCCAGGAGUCCAAGUUCCAGCAAAAGCUUGCAGAGAUGACAUCUACUCGAACAAGAAUGCAAAAGCAGAAGCUGAAUGAUGGAAAUGAUACCUCAGCCAGUGAAGAAAAGUGA